GUCAUCCCGCAGCGCUGAAGCUACUUAUAAAUAAGCCUUCCGAGCGUUGUUGUGUCAUAUUUUAGCUUCAGAAUGGAUAAAAAUCUGGAGGUAGAUAGUCUAGAAAUGCGCCUGCAGGCGCUGGAAAGUCGCAUUUACGGAGAGAGAAGAAACAAAAGCGGAAAGCCUGUCAAGUGUACCGAGUCCUUGGCCAGGAUUCAAGCUGGUCUGACAAACACAGCCAACAAGAGAGAGCGAGUAAAGAUCCUGCACAAGAAAAUUGAGGACUUGCUGAAGUACUUGGACCCUCAGUUCACCGACCACAUCACCGUACCUGAUGCUAUGAAGCUGGAGUUUAUCCUUGCAGAGGAGGAUUUUUUGCUUUCCCAGGCUGCUUUAUUGGAACAAGUCAACACCCUGCAGCCGCUGUUAGACAGCGCGUACAUCACAGGUGUGCCCGAACAUGCCACCAAGUUACAGCGUCUUUCACAGAUUCACAUCAAAGAGCAGGACCAAACCGAGACGCAGUCCCUGGAAGUCAAGAAGCUUUUUGAGGAAUACAAUAAAAUGAUGUUCCUGCUGUCCAAGCAGUUCACACAGUGGGACGAGACCCUGAGGAAGAUGGAGGAGGCCAAAGGAAUCCGACCUGUGGAGUAGUCAGCACCGACUCAGAAGACCGAACUGUGGGAGAAGCUUUCCAUGACAACAAACACGUCGCAUCAUUCCACUGUUUGAAACUGGAUCUCAGUUUACCGCUGUUUAAUUGAAUACUUCAAACUCAACGCCCUAAAGAGUGAACGCGGUCCCUUUCAUGUAUAUUGCCUGAAGAUGUUUCUCAAAUGAUAUGAUGUUGCCUGAACACGGGGAGUGAGACCAUGACUCUUUCAAAUCCCUUUCAAACGCCUGUUAUUUAUUGUCGGAAAAUUAAGUUUUCAUGCUUUCAUGUUAAGCUGGUCACAAGAUGUGUUCUCCCUCCUUUCCCACAUUCACACGAGUUAUGUGACACUUUCUCUUUCUAAAUGCCUUCAGAAACUGAUUGGCUUUUCUGUUCUUUCCAGAGUUGUGGUUUGAAAUGUAAAGCUGUGGCUACAACAAUAAAAAUGACUUUUAUUUGA
Salarias fasciatus (jewelled blenny) is the source of this 1094-nucleotide messenger RNA. RefSeq names its product dynactin 3 (p22) (gene dctn3). Gene Ontology annotation, biological process: cytoskeleton-dependent cytokinesis. The transcript is spliced from 7 exons. NCBI's taxonomy places the organism in Eukaryota, Metazoa, Chordata, Actinopteri, Blenniiformes, Blenniidae. Gene Ontology annotation, cellular component: dynactin complex. The record is from RefSeq and is a predicted model, not a curated record. The coding region runs from base 73 to 636 and encodes 187 amino acids.